Messenger RNA from Coprinopsis cinerea okayama7#130, 156 nucleotides. RefSeq lists its product as hypothetical. The transcript is spliced from 2 exons. Bases 1 to 156 code for a protein of 51 amino acids. The record is from RefSeq and is a predicted model, not a curated record. Lineage: Eukaryota; Fungi; Basidiomycota; Agaricomycetes; Agaricales; Psathyrellaceae.
AUGCCCAAAGGCUAUGCAGUGCAACCCUCCUUUGACACGAAGCUGUCAUCCUGGAACAAGUUCGACUCUUCCUCUCUAGCCAAGCGGUGGGCUUUGAGGGGCCCGAGUUCACGGGCGUCGAGUGACAUAUACGUGCAAGGUGUUUCCGGCCACUAA